Aspergillus alliaceus is the source of this 1680-nucleotide messenger RNA. RefSeq names its product CoA-transferase family III domain-containing protein. Lineage: Eukaryota; Fungi; Ascomycota; Eurotiomycetes; Eurotiales; Aspergillaceae. Gene Ontology annotation, molecular function: catalytic activity. The coding region runs from base 1 to 1680 and encodes 559 amino acids. The record is from RefSeq and is a predicted model, not a curated record. The transcript is spliced from 6 exons.
AUGGCGUACUCGGUCCCCACAGAGGCUGCUCAACUUCUCCGCAAGGGUAUUGUGGAAAACACUUUGCUCGCGUCCAACAUCCCCAAGCAUGCCCGUUCUCUCGCAGACUACGUUACAUAUACCGGGAACGCAAAGCCGAAGAUUCCGAUAAACUGGCGUUUUGCAGAGAGUAUCUCAGCUCUCAAAGGACUUGAGGCCCUUUGGAUAAACGCUCUCCUCAAGGCAAAAUAUAAUCAGGAGCCUGUGGAAGUCAUGAUUGAUACCGACCAUGCUACCCUCUUCAUCAUGUCGACGCUUCUUAUCGACACUGUCGACACGAGUGGCAAAUCCACGGACCCCGAUCUCUCGCCGAUUGAGCGACUUCGACUGAUAUUUCCUAAUCCAGGAAGAGACUUAGGACAGGGGACAUUUCACCGGGGAGCGAUUACCAAUAUCUACAAGACUAAAGAUGGACGGUGCUACCAUGUUCACGCAUUGGGCCUUGACCCCAAUCGCGAAGCCCCUUCAAUCGCAGAAGCAAGGGACGUUAUUCAGGAUCACGUGCAGCAGUUCACAGCAGAAGAGCUCGACGAAAUGAUGAACGAAAAAUACCGACAAGCGGGAACAAUAUGCUACUCCAUUGAAGAAUACAAAGCUAGUGAGCAUGGUAGGGCAAAUGCACAUGUGGGUCUCUAUGACCUCAAUCACGCUCCCAAUGAGAUACACAAGCCCGGAUGGUGGAAGUCUGUUCCGGACAGCGGGGCUUCUCGGCCAUUGGCCGGUCUCAAAGUCGUUGACUUGUGUCGUGUGAUUGCGGGACCUAGUAUAUCUCGAGGGCUAGCUGAGCUUGGUGCAAGUGUGAUGAGAGUAACUGGGCCUGGCGUCUUGGACAUGUAUUCUCUGCAUACUGAUCUAAACUGGGGCAAGUGGAAUUGCUCGAUUGAUCUCAAGACCGAAGAGGGGAAGGAAAAACUUCGCGAGCUUAUUUACGAGGCUGAUGUUGUGCUGGAUGGAUACCGACCCGGUGUGAUGGAGAGGCUUGGAUUUGGAAGGGAUGCGGUCCUGGAUCUGGUGCAAGACCGUCCAUUUGGUAUCAUUUAUGCUCGCGAAAACUGCUAUGGUUGGCAUGGCCCAUGGCAGUAUAGGAGUGGCUGGCAGCAGAUCAGUGAUGCAAACUGCGGUGUUUCGCUCGAGUAUGGUCGUGCUACCGGACAUGAGGAAGCUAUUACUCCCGUUUUUCCUAAUUCGGACUAUUGCACUGGUGUUAUUGGCAUUUGCGGUAUCAUCAAUGCCGUAAUUAAAAGGGCCGAGAAGGGUGGCUCACUCUUCAUGGAUACCGCCCUUAAUUACUACUCCCAGUGGCUCGUGAAUAGUGUGGGUGUUUAUCCACGGACCGUCUGGGAGGAAGUGUGGCAGCGACACGAUAAGCUCUCUUUCCGCUAUAAUGACAACAUGUUUAUCACUAUCCCCCUUAUGAUGAGGUCGCUGGUGCAAAACUGCGGAGCGCAACUCUUCAACCCACGCUUCUUCGAAAUCCGGUAUUCGGGAGCGGUGGAUCGUUCUUUCAAGGUGCUUCGGCCUGUCCUCAGCUUCACGGGUGAAAAGGUUAUUCCUAGGUUCAACGUUGGUACAAGGAGUAAUGGACAGGAUGCCGCUCGCUGGCCCGAAGACCUGCGUACGGAGGUUGUCGCCAACACCUAG